Molecule: messenger RNA, 1736 nt
Organism: Melospiza melodia melodia
Lineage: Eukaryota; Metazoa; Chordata; Aves; Passeriformes; Passerellidae
Gene: EGFL7
Product: EGF like domain multiple 7
Biological process (GO): anatomical structure development
Cellular component (GO): extracellular region; cell surface
Molecular function (GO): signaling receptor binding; calcium ion binding
Source: RefSeq, a predicted model, not a curated record
AGCCACCUCCUGCCUGUGCACAGCCAGCAGCCAGCCAUGGGGACAGCGGGGACAGCGAGGCUGCUGGACACAGGGCGGCUGGGCAGGGAUGGACACCAGGAGCCACCAGGAACCACCAGGGGACAGGGGGGCACCCAAGGGUCCAACAUUCGUGGAGCAGCCAGCAGAGAACCAAACACAGAAAGAAACAGCGAUUCAAUAAAUUUCCAGCUGGAUUGGGAAGGUCUGGCAGUGCCUGGGAGGCUGUGGAAAGCUGAUGUGGCUGGAGCAUCCUCAUCCUCUGGGCAGCAGUGGGAGCGCGGAUCUGCCCCCGCAGGUCCUCCCGUCCCUCCCUGGAUGUGCCGAUGGAGCUGCUGCCCCUCUCUGCUGUUCCAGCUCCGCCAGGUUCCCCCGGAGAGAGAAACCAGGAUGCUCCACAAGCAAAGGAUCCCUGCCCAGCACACCUGAUGGAGCACCGGGGGUGAGCCAGAGCGAUUCCUCCUGCUGCCCUCAGCUGGAGUUUUGGUUCCGUGGGCAGAGCUGCAGAAAGUGCUGCUCACCUGCGCCGUGGCUUGUGUGUCCCCUCGGCUGCUUGUGGCAGGGAUCCCUGCUGAAGGACGAGCCAUGCAGUAGGAAGGAGCCAGCACGUCCCAGGGAACAGCUGCUGCGGGAGGAACGGGACAUGAGGAGCCUCAGCUGCCUCCUCUGGGGACUCCUCCUCAUCCUCAGCGCCGCCGGCACGGAGGGCUUUGCCCCAGCAGGGCGCAGGGUGUGCUCAGCCACGGCGACACCGAGCGCCCACACCGAGUCCCACGUGCAGCCCGUGUACCAGCCCUACCUCACCACCUGCCCGGGCCAGAGGCUCUGCAGCACCUACAGGACCAUCUACAGGGUUGCCUACAGGCAGAGGUUCAGGCAGCUGCCCCAGCCCAUGGCCUCGUGCUGUCCUGGAUGGAGCAGAGCAAACGGGCACACGCUGGGCUGUAACAGAGCUGUGUGCUGGGAGCCGUGCCAGAACGGAGGGAGCUGUGCCUUCCCUGGGAGAUGCUCCUGCCCCCCUGGCUGGACGGGGAGAGCCUGCCAGACAGACGUGGAUGAAUGUGCCAGCCAGAGCCACGGGUGCAGCCAGCUCUGCAUCAACACAGCCGGGAGCUUCCAGUGCGCCUGCCAGGACGGCUUCAGCCUGGCUGCCGAUGCCAAGGGCUGCCAGCCCCUGGUGCCAGCCCCUGGGACAGACACCUCCAGCCAAGCAGGUGCCUCCAGUGAAAUGAAGGAGGAAAUGAAGGACCUGAGGAGCAGAGUGGAAGCGCUGGAGCAGAAGCUCCAGCUGGUGCUGGCCCCCUUCCACAACCUGAUGCCGCCUGAGGAUGUGGGUGCAGACCCCAUCAGCCGCCUGUCGCACUCCCUGCAGCAGCUGGACAGGAUUGACUCCCUGAGCGAGCAGAUCUCCUUCCUGGAGGAGAGGCUGGAGACCUGUUCCUGCAAGAACGAACUCUAGCAGAGUGCCUGGGGACCUGGAGCAAGCUGAGUGCACCCACAGCUCUUCUCUCCCUCUCCAGCCCCAGGCUGGGGAUGAAGCCUCAGCAUCACAGGAAGGCACAGGGUGGCAGGAGAAAGCAGGAGAAGGCUGAGCUCCAUCUUCAUCAUUCUCUCUUCCAGCUCACCUCAGCAGAGGCCACACAGCUCCUUCCAAACUGGACUCUGAGCCCUCUCCCUGCUGGAGAGGCAGCAAAUAAAUGCCUUACCUCGUGCCAUGA